AAAGCAGGCUGGUUUUUUUUUAGGGACCGCAGACGCGUCCCUGGAUCGUGUUGGGUGUUUUUUUUUCUAGCCGUUUCCACGCGGUGUUGCCGGCGGGUCGCGGUUGUUGAAGGGCGGGGGCAAAGGUCAGCGGUGAAGAUAUGUCCUCGGUCAGGCAAGAAGGUAAGGACAGAAUCAUCUUCGUCACCAAGGAAGAUCAUGCAACACCAAGCAGUGCUGAGCUUGUAGAGGAGGACCCUAAUGAUCCUUAUGAAGAGCGAGGCCUUAUUCUUCCCAAUGGCGAGAUUAACUGGAACUGUCCCUGCCUUGGUGGGAUGGCGAGUGGUCCCUGUGGAACAGAAUUCAAGGAGGCCUUCUCCUGCUUCCAUUACAGUAAGGAGGAGGUGAAGGGCUCCGACUGCCUGGAGCAGUUCAGAGCCAUGCAGGAAUGCAUGCAGUGUUACCCAGAGCUGUAUCCUCAGGAAGACGAGAAGAAGUCACAAGGCAAAUCUGCUGAAACAGACCAGCUGAAUGAACAAGAAUCAGCCAUGGAAGAAACGUCCCCUCCCCUCCCCGCCUCUGCCCCUGCGCAAGACUCUGACCCCACAUCUCCAUCAGCCCCUGCCGACGCCAAACCAGCCCCCUCGGAAGGCUCGGAGGAGAGCUAAUAUUGACCCCGUGUGAACCGCAAGGCACAUGUCAUCAAUAAUAUAAUGUAUUUAUCCAAGAAGUGAAGGUGCUCCUUUUUCUUAUUGAUUCGGUGUGAGGAAUGAAAGAUGACAAGCUGUUCCAUCCUUGACAGACGUUUCCAGCCGCUGGGCUUGAGUAAGACGAGAUGAGACACUCUCUCAUCUGCGGACCAAACUUAGUACACACACUGUGAGGUGUCGCGCACAUUUCCCACUUCGGUCUGGUGGCAAACAAUCCCUGACUCCUGUGCCGCGUUCGCAGUUACAUGCUCUGAAACUGUACGAUUGCAGUAAAAACCGUGAAAACGUUUUUUUUACACUACGUACUGCAUUUGA
This is a messenger RNA of Lampris incognitus (smalleye Pacific opah), 1004 nucleotides long. RefSeq names its product coiled-coil-helix-coiled-coil-helix domain containing 4b (gene chchd4b). Gene Ontology annotation, molecular function: protein-disulfide reductase activity. Gene Ontology annotation, cellular component: mitochondrial intermembrane space. Gene Ontology annotation, biological process: protein import into mitochondrial intermembrane space. The coding region runs from base 141 to 647 and encodes 168 amino acids. The record is from RefSeq and is a predicted model, not a curated record. Lineage: Eukaryota; Metazoa; Chordata; Actinopteri; Lampriformes; Lampridae. The transcript is spliced from 3 exons.